This is a messenger RNA of Neoarthrinium moseri, 4068 nucleotides long. RefSeq lists its product as uncharacterized. Lineage: Eukaryota; Fungi; Ascomycota; Sordariomycetes; Amphisphaeriales; Apiosporaceae. Gene Ontology annotation, cellular component: membrane. The transcript has 16 exons. Gene Ontology annotation, biological process: transmembrane transport. Gene Ontology annotation, molecular function: ABC-type transporter activity; ATP hydrolysis activity; ATP binding. The coding region runs from base 1 to 4068 and encodes 1355 amino acids. The record is from RefSeq and is a predicted model, not a curated record.
AUGAACUCCUUGACUCUCUGCGCUGAUGACACCUUUGGCCCAGCCAUCAAGACAGCCGAUUGUCGCGGGGGGUUUGAUUUCACAGUGACCUUUGAAAACAUUAUUUUGGCCGGCUUGCCCGCCGCCCUCUUCAUCACCCUAACUAUAUUUCGGAUACUGAAUCUGCGUCACGCAAAACUUCGAAUUCGACAAAAUAGCCUGCACGCUUCUAAGCUGAUUUUCAUCGCUUUCUUCACUGCCUUGCAAAUCACCAACUUGGUGUUGACAGCAGCGACCCCCGCACUUCGUACGCGCGCCUCGCUCGCAUCGGCGGCGCUUUCUGUAUCUAUCAAGCCAUCCUUAAUCAUCAACCUCUAUCUCAUCGUAACGGUUUUGCUGGACGCAGUUCGUGUCAGAACGCACUGGCUGGUAGCGGCCAACGAGAAUAGCAUACUUGCUACCGUCAUGACAAGCUCCCUAGCUGUCAAGUUUGUCAUCCUUAUACUAGAAGCUACAGGGAAACGAUCCUUCCUGCCGGGCUCCUAUGGACAGUUUUCACUUGAAAACACAAGUGGGCUUUUCAGCAGAAGCUCUUUCUGGUGGCUCAACUCGCUUCUAACUUCAGGCCACAAGAGAGUGUUGGGCUCAGAUGACUUACCAAUCAUUCAUGAGAAGCUCAACUCGGCACAUCUUUCGGACCGAUUGAAGUCCGUUUGGGACACCUGCGACCAGAGGAAAAAGUAUGCGUUGGCACGAGCUUGCGUAUGGAGUUUGCGAUGGGAAGUCUUUGUGAUUUAUAUCCCAAAAAUCUGCUACGCUGCGCUCAGUAUAGCACAAGUCUAUCUCAUCCAAAAUGCUGUGACUUUUGUGCAGGGGAGCGUGUCUGCUAGCACGGGUUAUGGCUUGAUCGGCGGGUUUGCCCUUGUUUAUAUUGGCCUCGCAGUCAUGAUGGGAUGGGCGUCUCAUCUCUCAUACCGCCUUAUGACAAUGAUGCGCGCUCAACUUACCACAGUCAUCUACACUAAACUGCUGACCCUCCCUAUAAGCAGCACUAACGAGUCGGCGGCGAUAAGUUUAAUGGGUACCGAUGUGCAAAGAAUUGCAGAGACUUUCUGGCAACUGAUCAUCGAAGCCUUACCAAGCGUGGCCCAGCUAGGAGUCGCUGUCUAUCUGCUUUACGCCCAAUUAGGCGCCGUUUGCGUGGCGCCUGUUCUCGUUACUAUCAUUUCAACAGGAUUAUCCGUAUUUUCUGCUGGGAUCAUUAACUCUAGACAAGGUGCAUGGUUGGAGGCGGUACAGGAUCGUGUUAAUUACACAUCAGAGAUCCUAGGGUCGAUAAAGAGCGUCAAGAUCCUCGGCCUGAUCAGUCAACUCACCCAAAGGAUUCACAAUUUGCGCAACAUCGAGAUUGAAACCUCGAAAAAGUAUAGGCGGGUACAAAGUCUAAAUAUUUCUCUAGUAAACCUCCCUGAGACGUUUAACACCUUCGUCAUAUUUGCCGCCUAUGCUCUUGCAGCACAUCUGCAAAAAACCGGCGGACUAUCAGUCUCACAGGCAAUAACGUCCCUGGCAGCCCUGAAUCUAUUGUCAGUGCCACUUGCUACUCUAUUGUACGCGAUCCCACGAGGUUGGUCCGCUCUGGGUUGCUUCGAGAGGAUCCAACAGUUCCUUCUACAGCCUUCACGCACCGAUCAACGAACGUUUCCGCAUGUUGUAGCCAAUAGCAUAUCUUCUCAGUCAGAUUGCGACUUUGAACUCCAGGGGACGACUUUGGCCAGACAAAAUAGGAUCACUGCAAGCGCGGAGGUCGCAUACGUGGAUCAGUCCGCCUGGGCUAUGAACGGCUCCAUACGAGACAAUAUUGUUGCCGGUACUAAUCUCGCGUUUGAUGAAAAGUGGUACAGAGCGGUCUGUCACGCGUGUGUGCUGGAUGUCGAUUUCCGUGAGAUACCUCAUGGAGACAUGACGUUGGUGGGAAGCAAGGGGGUGAAACUGAGCGGUGGUCAAAGGCAACGCCUUUCAAUAGCUCGCGCCUUGUAUUCACGAAAGAAACUGGCCGUAUUCGACGAUGUGUUAGCUGGUCUCGACCUGGUAACCGAAAGACUUGUGUUUCAACGCGUCUUUGGCCAUGAUGGUCUACUGCGCAAAAUUGGCGCCACUGUUGUCCUCGCGACGCAUUCGGUGAAACACUUGUCCCAGGCAGACUUCAUUCUUGUCCUGGAUGAGAAUGGGACUCUGAUUAAGCAUGGCACUUUCUUCGAGCUGAACACUACUGAGCGCUACAUUCAUAAUUUGCAGCUCAGGUUAGAGGAGGAACCCUCGGACCACUCUGAUCGCCCUCUCAAUGAUGGUAGCCAAGGAGAGUUCGAGCAGGAUGCUACACCAAGCGCUACGGCUCAAGCUAACGAAACCCGAAAAACUGGCGACUGGCUCAUCUACAAGUACUAUCUCCGUGCUUUGGGGCCACUGAGUUUGGUUCUUUUUCUUGGCUUCGUUUCCGUGACAUCCGUCUCGAACGCAAUGAGUCAUGUCUGGCUGAACUGGUGGGCUGAAUGGAACCAGAACGGAGGCGCACCAAAUCUUGGAUACUGGCUUGGCAUACUCGGGCUCAUCAAUAUCAUGGCCGGGACAUCCAUGGUUGGAGCUGUCACAUUUCUUUGGACUUUCAUGAUUCCACAAUCUGGCAGAAACUUGCACCUGUCUCUAUUGGAAGCAGUGAGGCGUGCACCUCUAUCAUUCUUCAGUAACACGGAGACCGGGGUCUUGGUGAAUAGAUUUAGUCAAGAUCUUCGAUACGCCGACAUGACAAUUCCAGGUUCUAUUAUCAAUAUGUCAUUCCAACUCGGUACCUGCCUAGUAUCAGCAGCGCUCUCAGCGACCGCGGUGGGCUUUUUCGCCGCCAUACUGCCAGUGGUCUUUGGAUUACUCUAUUUAAUCCAGAACUUUUACUUACGCACCUCGCGACAACUUAGGCUCUUAGAAAUUGAGGCCAGCGCUCCUGUGUUCACACAUUUUAUUGACUCGCUGGCUGGGCUCGACAUCAUCCGCUCUUACGCCUGGACCGAAGUAUACAUUUCAAAGAACGUUCGCUUAGUUGAUUCCAGUCUGAAACCCUAUUAUCUACUACUAUGUAUCCAACGCUGGCUGGUACUGGUUCUCGACCUUGUCGUCGCUGGCCUAGCUGUAGUGCUCGUCGGUAUGGCAGUAAGCUUGCGGUCUAGUAUAAGCCCUGGAUUCCUAGGUUUGGCCCUGGUUAACAUGAUGGGUCUAUCCCACUCACUGACGAAGCUGGUACAACAUUGGACGAACCUUGAGACUUCUUUGGGUGCUAUAGCGCGUAUCAAGAAUUUUUCUGAAACGACCCCGGAGGAAGCCUCUCCUGGAGAGACAUCUAACACCCUGAGUUCUGAAUGGCCACACACGGGUGCUUUGAUAGUGGAAGGAUUGUCUGCUUGUUAUGGCGGCAAGAGCUCAACUGCACUUGCUAUUCUUCGCCUUAUGAGCAUCAUAUCCGGCCGAAUUCUUCUUGACAACGUGGACCUCACAACGAUUCCAGGAUCUGUGGUACGGGAGCGACUUGUCUGUCUCACUCAAGACCCCUUCAUGUUUUCGGGGUCUUUGCGGCUCAAUAUCGAUCCGGUUGGUACUGCAUCUGAUGAAUCGUGUGUGUCUGCACUACAGAGGGUUGGUCUGUGGGAGAUAUUGAAGAAUACCGUCGCAAACCCAAGCUUCUCAAAUGCGUCAUGCGUCCUAGAUGCAAGAAUGAGCAUGGAAAUGCUUUCGCAUGGCCAACGGCAGCUUUUUUGCUUAGCCAGAGCUAUGCUGCAACAGGGCAAGGUGCUGAUUCUAGACGAGCCUACGAGUAGCGUCGAUGCUGAGACCGACGCUCGGAUGCAAGACCUUAUCCGUACGGAGUUUCAACAUCAUACUAUUAUCAUGAUUGCACACAGACUAUCUAGUGUUCUUGAUUUCGACAAAGUCGCCGUGCUCGAUCACGGCAACUUGGUGGAGUUCGGAAAGCCGGCCCAGUUACUUAUGGACGGAUCAAGUCACUUUUCGAAACUGUACAACAGUUCAACGUCGUCCUAG